Molecule: messenger RNA, 636 nt
Organism: Macroventuria anomochaeta
Lineage: Eukaryota; Fungi; Ascomycota; Dothideomycetes; Pleosporales; Didymellaceae
Exons: 1
Coding region: 221-505 (94 amino acids)
Source: RefSeq, a predicted model, not a curated record
GCGGCCAUGAAAGGCAUAAAAGGUCAGGUCAAACUUUGCUUCCACUACUCGAAUCACAAACAUCAUCACUAUCAUCUUUUCAAGCGAACUCAUGUCUUCUAUCUAAGCACCAUUGACCUUAAUUCCUCAAGCCAUAAUUUCCCCGAGAGAUCUUUAUAACCAUUAUACCUCAAACGAUCGAAUCCAUCUCCGAACCGUCGAACGCCCUGGUCUUUUCUCCAUGGCUUCGGUUGUUGUCGCCCUUGGUGUCAUUGUCUACUUCUCGGCCAAGAAGGUGCACGAUCACAGAGAAAAGAAGCGCGAGCUGAAAGCUCAAGAAUUUCUGUCACACGACAUGACUGAGAAAAUGGCGACGAGCGAUGAACUCAGCAACCAUCUUGAAACCGACGACAACCUCCCGGCUUACCGCAGAGAGCCGCGGCUACCACGCUACACGGAGGAUGAGCAACCCACGACCGUUGUUAGCAAAAAGCGCAACGCGCUUCUUGGUUCCUUUCGAUUUUAGGGAUUUUAGUCAAUUUGAGAGAGAAAGAUGUAUCAUAGACACAUAGCAAACGAGUGGAUUAUGUUUGUUUGGAUUACGAGACUUCAUAUGACUGGAGUGACACGCGAAUGAUAGACCCAAUAGAUACUUUG